Chroicocephalus ridibundus (black-headed gull) is the source of this 1168-nucleotide messenger RNA. Its product is annotated as basic proline-rich protein-like. The coding region runs from base 190 to 1155 and encodes 321 amino acids. Lineage: Eukaryota; Metazoa; Chordata; Aves; Charadriiformes; Laridae. The record is from RefSeq and is a predicted model, not a curated record. The transcript has a single exon.
AAAAAACAAAACAAAAAAGAGAAAGUGGAAAUAAAACUUCACACUAUACUCCACAGGCGUCUUAAAACAGCAGCUCAAAUCACAAAACUAGCGCUGCCCUACGCUCUGGAGCAGAAGGCAAGGCUACCCAAGCCGAGCAAUCCGAAACCCAGCGGGCAGGGCCGGCGAGCGGGCACCGGGCCGGCCGCCAUGGCGCUCCCUCCUGUAAAAGGCCAGACCGGACAGCCGGGGGGACGCUCUGAGGCUGCCAGAGGGGCAGGAGAACCGCCGGGCAGGGGAGUGGGCGGCCGGAGCGGCGGGGACCGGGGGCGGCCUCCCCCGCCGGAGCACCCCCGAGGCGCAGCAACGGGGCCGAGCCCUACCGCCGCCCGGGGGCCCCGCCGGCUGCAGCGGCGGCCGCGGCGAACCCUCCCCGGGGAGCGCAGAAAAGCGCUACUCCCGCCCCGCCCGCCCUCCGCCGGGAGACGCUCCCUCCCAGCGGCAGCGGCUUCGCCGAGCUGCGCCCGGCCCCGGCGGGCGAGGUCUUCCCCGGCGCGCCCGCCUCCUCCGGAGGGGGAAGAACGGAGCCGGACGGCGGGCGGGCGCCCGCUCACCCCCGCGCCGCUGCCGGCGGGGCCCCGGGGGCCGCCGCCACCCGGCCGGGCAGCGAGCGCUCCUCGAUCGGGGCCGCCGGCGGCGGCUCCUCCCCCACCCGCUCGCCUCACGGUGCCUCACCUCAGAGCGCGGCGGGACCCCGCACCGCUCGCGCCCCGCACGUCUCCUCACAGCUCCCCCCCCCGCCUCACCUCAGGGCGCGGCGGGCCGGCGGUAGGCUCGGCCCGGCGCCAAGAAAGCGAGGCGGCCGCUGCCUCCUCCGCCGGAGGCACCCUCGGCUCCGGCGCCUCAGGCGCAGCCCCCCGCCCCUGGCGGCGGCUCCCGGCACGAGGGAAGGGGCAGCCGGGCUCCCCCCCUUUCCCGCACCCGCUCUGCGCCGCCGCCGCUCUCCGCCGGGCUCGCCGCCUCGGGGCGCCGCUCCCCGCGCCAGGCCCCGGCUUCCCUCCUUCCCGGCCUGCCCCGGCGCCGCCGUCCCCGGGCCCCCCUCCCCCGGCCGGGCUGCGCCUGCGCGGCGGCCCCUCUCCCAUCCGGGUCCCUCCGUGCGGUGUAGCAGGUCGGUAGGCGGGAAAUGGCG